Molecule: messenger RNA, 165 nt
Organism: Serpula lacrymans var. lacrymans S7.9
Lineage: Eukaryota; Fungi; Basidiomycota; Agaricomycetes; Boletales; Serpulaceae
Exons: 1
Coding region: 1-165 (54 amino acids)
Source: RefSeq, a predicted model, not a curated record
AUGCCGUUUGCUAUAAUGACAUAUAUGAGCUGUGCAUGCGAAGUCAUUAAAUGUCAAUGUUAUCCCGAAUCAGGCAUUGCAUCGCCCUACAAACUCCCUCAAGCCUUCUUCUCCAAAAACAUCAAGCUGCAACAAGCACUGCCUUUCACUUUUUCGCCUGCGUAA